Messenger RNA from Prunus armeniaca (apricot), 2670 nucleotides. NCBI's taxonomy places the organism in Eukaryota, Viridiplantae, Streptophyta, Magnoliopsida, Rosales, Rosaceae. The record is from the annotation of a GenBank genome assembly.
AUGGAUGAUUAUCAAGAGAUGGAAAGGUUUGGCAUGGAGAAGGAUUACGAGGACGGCCAAUGGAUCGGCGGCGAGUUCUAUUAUCGCAAGCGCAAGGAUAAGCGCGUCCAGACCAAAGACGAUGUACUCUACGGCAUAUUCUCUGCCGAUUCCGACGACGAUGAUGAAGACAACGAGGGCUCCAGAAAACGCAGGAAAGAUCGAAAGGUCGUCGACCUUACCAAGCCCGUCAAUUUCGUCUCCACCGGCAUCGUCAUGCCCAACCAGGAGAUGGACAACAAUUCAAAGCAGCAAAACGAUGAACUCGGCGCUACCGGCGUUGCCACCAGUGGCCUUGGCUUUGGUGCCGCUACGGCUUCAGGUUUGGGUUUUAAUAAUUUGAAUUCCGGUUUAGGUUUUAAUUCGAAUUCGGAUCCCACCGGUGGAGAGGAGGAGGAUGAGGAAAAUGACAGCAAUUUUCUGCCGACGGCGUUUGGGAAGAAAAUAAAGGAGGGAGCAGAGAGGAGACAGAAGGAGAGGGAAAAGCUCAAGUUGCUGAAGCAAACUACUAUCCAAUCUCGAAGUCGAAGAGAUUCUGAAGAAUCUCAGUUUGGACUAGGAGGAGCAAGGGGGGGCGGCGGGGAUGGGGACCUGGGGGCCUUUGAGAAACACACCAAGGGCAUUGGGAUGAAGAUGCUUAAGAACAUGGGCUACAAAGGAGGUGGACUUGGCAAAAACCAGCAAGGGAUUCUCGCUCCUAUUGAAGCCAAGUUGAGGCCAAAAAAUAUGGGUAUGGGUUUUAAUGAUUACGAGGAGACUAAAAUCAAGAGGCCUGGCUUGCAAGAAUUGGAAGCUGAAAAGCUGAGCAAGCCUUUGCCCGCUGUCAAUUCCUCCACCACCACCAAAAAGAGCAUUUCCUGGAAAAAGGCUGUUGCCAACAGGGCUAAUAAGGACCACUAUGUCUCUGCCAAGGAGUUGUUAGCCAAGAAGCAGGAAGAGAGUACCGAGGUCUUUGUGCACAAGGUGGUUGAUAUGCGCGGACCCCAGGUUCGAGUCUUGACCAAUUUGGAGAAUUUGAAUGCCGAAGAGAAAGCCAGGGAAGAGGAUAUUCCCAUGCCUGAGCUACAGCACAACCUGAGGUUGAUUCUGGACUUAGCUGAGCUGGAUAUUCAGAAGAUUGAUAGGGAUCUGAGGAAUGAGAGGGACACGGCAAUCAGCUUGAACCAGGAGAAAGAGAGGCUGGCAACAGAGGCGGCCAGACAGAAGCAACACUUGGAUAGCUUGGGGUAUAUUAUGAGCGUGUUAGACCGACUGGGAGAAGAGAAUAUCAUGGGAACAUUGACGCUGGACUCCCUGGCAAAGGACUUUGGUGACCUACAGAAGAGAUACGCUGAAGACUAUGAAAUAUGUAACUUGUCUUGUAUUGCCUGUUCUUUUGCUCUACCUCUGUUUAUCAGGAUGUUUCAAGGUUGGGAUCCUCUUAGGAACCCGUCCCAUGGGUUGAAUGUGGUAUCCUCAUGGAAGGGUUUGCUUCAUGGAGAGGGGGAGAGAGAACAGUACCUUGAUAUUUGGGAUAAUACAAUGCCGCCUUAUACUCAGUUGGUUUCCGAGGUUGUGGUACCCGCAGUGAGGAUUGCUGGCGUCAAUACCUGGCAGGCCAAGGACCCUGAACCCAUGCUUCGCUUUUUGGAGUCUUGGGAGAAAUUGCUACCCUCUUCUGUCCUUCAUGCCAUAUUGGAUAUGGUAGUCUUUCCCAAACUGAAGGACGCAGUUGACUUGUGGGAACCUCACCGGGACACUGUUCCCAUCCAUGUGUGGGUGCAUCCAUGGCUACCACUCUUGGGACACAAGUUGGAGGAGUUGUAUCACACAAUACGCUUCAAGUUGAGUAAUGUUCUCGGUGCAUGGCACCCCAGUGAUGCCUCUGCCUAUACCAUACUCUCGCCGUGGAAGAAGGUGUUUGAUUCAGCCAGUUGGGAACAACUCAUGCAUAGAUUUAUAGUGCCCAAGUUGCAGCUUGUCCUACAAGACUUCCAAGUGAACCCUGCAGAUCAAAGACUUGAUCAGUUUAAUUGGGUGAUGAGUUGGGCUUCUGCUAUUCCAAUUCAUCUAAUGGUAGAUAUGAUGGAGAAGUUUUUCUUCACCAAGUGGCUACAGGUUUUGUAUCACUGGUUAUGUUCGAACCCGAACUUUGAAGAGGUUUUGAAUUGGUAUAAAGGUUGGAAGGAACUUAUUCCUGAGGAGCUUCAUGCAAAUGAAAGUAUCCGAUAUCAGCUUAAUUGUGGUCUUGACAUGAUGAAUCGGGCUGUUGAGGGUAUGGAGGUGGUCCAACCUGGUUUGAAAGAGAAUAUUAGCUACCUUAGGGUGCUUGAGCAAAGGCAAUUUGAGGCACAACAGAAAGCAGCAGCAGCACAAGCAAACUUGGGUGGCACUGCUCACAUGGAUAGCAGUGGUAAUGAGAUGAGCUUGAAAGAUGUUAUUGAAGCCCAUGCGCAGCAGCAUGGUCUGUUAUUUAGGCCUAAACCUGGGCGGAUGCAUAAUGGUCACCAGAUAUAUGGCUUUGGUAAUGUAAGCAUAAUAGUCGACUCUCUAAAUCAAAAGGUAUAUGCCCAAACAGAGGAAAGCUGGUCUCUUGUAUCCCUUGAAAGGUUGCUUGACAUGCACAAUAGUUCUCUUUCAAGAAGACGCUGA